AUGGCUAUGCAAGACGAGUGCAACCCCUAUGUCCAUCAAUUUAGAUCAGCAUGUGAUCGAUUUGACACUAAUCCUGACCAGACAUUUCAUAUGCGUAUCACUAGUAGUCGAGAGAAAGAUGGAAGAACAUAUGAUACUCCUACCGCAUCUAAAGUAGCUGCACUAAUUCCUGGAGAUUUCAAUUUGGACAUGGAUAAAAGGGAUAUUGUGUUGCAAGAGAAACAGACGGGAUGGCUUAAGAGGAUUAGUGAAAUUCACCCUGCUUAUCUGGCUCUUCAAUAUCCUCUGAUCUUUACAUAUGGUGAAGAUGGGUUCAGACUUGGGAUUCAAAAGAGAGAAACGGACGCAACACCAAAGUUAAAGAGGAAGGCACUCAGCAUGAGACAAUGGUAUGCGUUUCGCUUACAAGAAAGAGAGAAUGAGUGUCAUACUAUUCUCCAUUCGAGAAGAUUGUUUCAGCAAUUUUUGGUCGAUGGUUAUACAACAAUUGAGGCGAACAGGCUGUUUUACCUUAGAAUGAACCAGAAAAGUCUCAGAUCGGACAGCUAUGAAACUAUCCAACAAGCUGAAAACUCGGGCAAAACAGAUAUGCAUGACCAAGGAAGUCGAUUUGUGCUACCAGCAUCCUUUACGGGAGGAGCAAGAUACAUGAAGAAUAUGUAUUUAGAUGCCAUGGCUAUCUGUAAAUAUUUUGGGUUUCCUGACUACUUUAUAACAUUUACUUGCAAUCCUAAAUGGCCGGAGAUCACCAGGCAUCUACAACCCAGAAAGCUUACUGCUGAAGAUAGGCCAGAGAUUCUCUCCAGAAUCUUUAAAAUCAAAUUGGAAUCUCUUAUGACAGAUUUAACAGAUAAACAACUUUUGGGGAAGACAUCUUCGGCAAUGUAUACGAUUGAAUUCCAGAAACGUGGCCUACCCCAUGCACACAUUCUGUUAUUCAUGCAUCCUUAUUCCAAGAUUAGAACAAACGAUGACAUUGACAAAAUCAUCUCAGCAGAAAUUCCAGAUAAAGAAAACGACUCAGAGCUUUAUGAAGUGGUUAAGGACAUGAUGAUCCAUGGUCCUUGUGGAGCUGUUAAUUUGAACUCUCCAUGCAUGGAGAAUGGGCAAUGUUCGAAGCAGUAUCCUAAGACUCAUGUUGAAAAAACAUAUGUGAACAAGGAAGGAUUUCCAGUUUAUAGAAGAAGGAAAGAGGGGAAUGGAUUUAUAGAGAAAAAAGGAUUCAAGUGUGACAACACCCAUGAUCGUGUUACUGUUGCUGUUGAACCUCCGGAUAAUGGUUCGUCGAAAGAAAAUAAUUCUGUACCAGCAGAUGUGAGUGCGCCUAAUUCUGAGACUUGCACAAAUGCAGCUUCAAAAGAAGAUAGUAAAAAUGAGAUCAAAGACUUUUUUAACUGCAGAUAUGUAUCUGCAAGUGAAGGUGGAUGGAGGAUCUUUCAGUUCCCAAUACAUUAUAGAUCAACUCCAGUUGAGAGAAUACAAUUCCACCUACCAGGAAAACAGAUCAUUGUUUUUAAGGAUGAUGACACAUACGAAAAAGUGACCAGCCGAAAGCUCAUUGAAAAUACUAUGUUUCUGGGCUGGUUCGAAUUGUGCAAGGUUAGUGAAGUUGCUCGGACUCUGACUUUAGCUGAGGUUCCAACAAUGUUUACUUGGAAUAAAAAGGAGAAGAAGUUUCAUGAUUGA
Brassica oleracea var. oleracea is the source of this 1686-nucleotide messenger RNA. RefSeq lists its product as uncharacterized. The transcript has 5 exons. The record is from RefSeq and is a predicted model, not a curated record. The coding region runs from base 1 to 1686 and encodes 561 amino acids. Lineage: Eukaryota; Viridiplantae; Streptophyta; Magnoliopsida; Brassicales; Brassicaceae.